UCCAACGUUAGCACUUGCACAAUAUAAUAGAGAUUGAGACAUAGCCGAGAACCGAAUACCUUAUUUCGCAGAGUUUCAUUACCCCUGUCCUUUAUUUUAUUGGAGUGAUCAUAAACAAUGGCAGACACACAAGUACAUUCGGUUAAGGAUAUCUCCCCGAAGGACCUGAAGGAGAAUAAACUAUUUGAGGAGGAGAAUUACAAAACAGCCACUAAUGGAAAGGAGAAUGAGGAAAAUGGCGACCCAGAGAUAGAUGAUGAAGAUGAUGAUGAAGUGAAAGAGGAGGAUGAUGACAUAGAAGGGGAUGAUGAUGAGGAUGACGACGAGCUUGUUGGAGCCACCAAACGACCAGCCGACGACAGCGAUGAGGAUGACGAGGAUGAUGUCGAAACCAAGAAGCAGAAAACCGACGAUGACAAUUGAGAAGUUGUCCCAUCCUGCCGAAGCACUUCGAAUUCCUCUCUUUGACCAUCAUGUCAGGGGGGGGUUAGAGGACUCUGUAAAAAAAUACAAUUAGCAAGUGGAAUUCAACAACAUCCACGUACCAACCAACCUGCAAAUUAUCUCAAGGAAACCACCACAAUGAUGCAGACUCAAAGGCUCUAGCCUCUCAAUGAAAUAUACAAAAAUAUUUGUUUGUAUUUUUAUUUACAUUUUAUAUUUUUGUACAAUAUGUUAGGAGAUUGGUCUCAACAGUGAUCUCCUCUGACCAAAUCAGUGCUUCUUUAUGAAAGAUUUUAAUUAGUUGACCAAGUUAUGGUAUCUUCAACUCAAAUCACACGUCGCCGUUGAACUCGGAGCAUUCCAGUAAAUAUUAUGUAUGUACUUUAGUUGUACCAUAACUAAUUUUUUUGUUUGUAUGAUGGGAGGGAAGGCCAAAGAAAAGGAGCCUCUUUUUAUUUUGUUUUGUCAGCGACUUUUUGUUUAUGAUGGCCUGUUUCAAUUGUAUGUGUGAAGUUUGUUGUUCGACAAUAAACCGGACUUAUAUUUUGUGAGUUA
This is a messenger RNA of Coregonus clupeaformis (lake whitefish), 999 nucleotides long. Its product is annotated as prothymosin alpha-B. The transcript is spliced from 5 exons. Gene Ontology annotation, cellular component: nucleus. Gene Ontology annotation, biological process: negative regulation of apoptotic process; positive regulation of transcription by RNA polymerase II. The record is from RefSeq and is a predicted model, not a curated record. Lineage: Eukaryota; Metazoa; Chordata; Actinopteri; Salmoniformes; Salmonidae. The coding region runs from base 118 to 423 and encodes 101 amino acids. Gene Ontology annotation, molecular function: histone binding.